This is a messenger RNA of Saccoglossus kowalevskii, 701 nucleotides long. RefSeq names its product lysosome-associated membrane glycoprotein 1-like. NCBI's taxonomy places the organism in Eukaryota, Metazoa, Hemichordata, Enteropneusta, Harrimaniidae. The record is from RefSeq and is a predicted model, not a curated record. Gene Ontology annotation, biological process: establishment of protein localization to organelle. Gene Ontology annotation, cellular component: lysosomal membrane; late endosome membrane; plasma membrane.
ACGAAAUUUACUUCCGUGUUUUAAUUUGAUGGACACACUCCCACCGGAGACGAGAACUAAUUAUUGGUUCAUCUAUUUAUUUGAAAAUAAUCCAAACUAGUAAUUGAUGUCACCUCAAGAUAAGUGAUAGAUUAGCAACCUAAACGAUUCAAAUCGCAGUUAAAAUGACAGGAUUGGUACUUUUUGCCAAAGAAAUGCUGAAAGAUAGCACAGAGGUCAGGGUGGGAAAUCCCGCAGUAGGUCACCGAGUGGUCCCGUGACUACUUUUCAAGACGUGUGAGCCUGUGCUGUAACUGAGGGCAUCUAAAGUACCAUCAAAAUGAAACAUUUUCUUGCCUUUGCGUGUUUGGUUUGCGCUUUGCUAGUGUCUAACACAGUGUAUUCAGAUGACCCAGUUAACAACUUUAAAGUAGAAAGAGAUGGAAAAGUUUGCUUGCUAGCAACAUUUGCUGCAAGAUUUAACGUUACCUAUAACAUCACUGAUACCACGGCAAUUGCAAGUUUUGCCAUUCCUGCCAAUGCAACAGUGAACCAGAAUGCAAGUGAUUGCAGCGACAUUACAGCCAAAUUGGUUAUCAAUUUCUUUAAUGGCUAUAAUGUGACGGCUGAAUUUGGUGCCAAUAAUAGUUCAUUCCAAGUUGAAAAAUUGAUUCUAGGGUAUACCUUGGAUACACUACAUUUCCCUAAAGCAGUUAAUCAAA